Messenger RNA from Laccaria bicolor S238N-H82, 687 nucleotides. RefSeq lists its product as uncharacterized. Bases 1 to 687 code for a protein of 228 amino acids. The record is from RefSeq and is a predicted model, not a curated record. The transcript is spliced from 3 exons. Lineage: Eukaryota; Fungi; Basidiomycota; Agaricomycetes; Agaricales; Hydnangiaceae.
AUGGCCCGAGGUAGAGGCAGAAAAACGACACAGCAGCCAGCACCUCCUCGUACAGCUGGCCGUAGAGCAGCGCCAGUCAACUUUCGUGAAGAUCCCGGUUCUGGAGAAGAAUUCGACUUCACUCCUUUGGACGAACAUUCUGCCGAUGAAGAUGUACAACGACCGAUCUCUCCCGCGAGUGUCGAGCCUGUAGCUGGCUCUGCUGCCUCCACCAGACCUGUCACGCCUUCUGAGCGAGCCUCAGAACCCUCACGGAGCCGAACAGCCCCAGAUAUUGAUUGUUUCUUUGAACGCGGAUCCAAGGCGCCUCCAGUAAGCAGAACUCUAUGUAAGCUAUGCAGGGCGAAUGGGAUAGACUUGCGCCAGGGUGCAGGCAGCUUCUCAGCAAGCACCUCAAAUGGUCCAUUGCGCAACCACCUCCUAAGCCGCCACAAGGAUCCAUAUCUCCAGAAGUGUCUUGAAAUGAGAUGGAAAGUCCCUGCACUCGCGAGCGAAACUGGAACAGCCUCUGCGCCCCCUGAACAUGGAACACACCGUCCGCCAUUUUCCCAGGAGGCAUUGAUACAGCAUCUUCUGAAUUUCAUCGUUGCAGACGAUCAGUCUAUAAAUGUUGUUGAAUGCCCAGAAUUUCGACAGCUCCUCUUGCUUUUACGUGAGGACCUCGAGGACAAAGACAUUCCCCGCUGA